AUGAAGCUCGACAAUUUUCUCCCAGCGCUCUUGGUGGCCCUGAACAUUGGCCAAGCCACUGCCCUCAUCGUUCCGCGUGCAACAUCGGGCGCUGCGACUGUUGACCUCAGCAGUUCGACUGGAGACGCCCGAUUUCUUGGAUCAGCGUUCAUCUACGGAUUUCCUGACAAUGGAUCAAGCGCAGACAGCUCCAUUCCCGAUUACUUCGCCACUGACAUCAAGUUCAAUGCUUGCCGUGCCGGCGGCGCCCAAACACUAUAUGCUGGAUGGGCUGGUGGUGGAUAUGACGGCUAUAUCGGACGUUUUAACUCUACCCUUUCCAAUUACAGGACUACUCGCAAAUAUGGAGCGGGCUUUAUCUUGCUUCCCCAUGACCUGUGGGGCUCUGACGGUUCUUUGGGAGGAGACGGACUAUAUCCGGGAGACAAUGGAGACUGGUCUGAGAUGGAGGCUUUCCUCGCGCAAGUUGUCAAGGAUCUUAAAGAAAACGACAUGCUUGAGGGGCUGGUAUUCGACAUCUGGAACGAACCCGAGCUUGAAAUCUUCUGGGCGCGCUCUUGGGACCAGUACUUAGAGUACUAUGUUAGAGCUCACAGAAUCAUCAGAGCCGAACUUCCGAAUACUCUCAUCAGCGGGCCAUCUGGUGCAACUGUACCUGACUUUCAGAGCUCGGCCUGGACUUCUUGGCUGGCCGCCAUAUCGGCAAACGAUACAAUCCCCGAGAUAUACUCUUGGCACCAGAUUGGCGACACAGGUCGUGAGCUCGACAGGGUCAUUCCUGAUUUCAAUGCACUCCUCAGUCAGCACAAUCUCCCACAGAGAGCGAUCGACAUAAACGAGUAUGCAGCGCCCGAAAGACAGAACCCUGCCAACUCUGCCUUCUAUCUGGCCCAGCUUGAACGUCAUAACCUGCGCGGUUUGAGGGCGAACUGGGGCAGUGGUGCAGGUCUACAUGAUCUGAUGGCCGACCUGGUCUUCAAGGAUUCCGACGGCAACUAUAAGCCCAACGGCGAUUGGCAGACGUACAAGUACUACGCCGGGAUGACAGGCGAUCGCGUUGCCACGACGGCAUCACCGGACCUGAAAUUCGAUGUCUUUGGGACUAUUUCUGAGAAUAAUGUCAAGCUUCUUGUAGGAACUCAGUCUCUUCAGGCCUCGUAUGAGAUCAGCAUCUCGGGUUUGGGUCGUAUUGGACUGCCUGCCGACGGGAGCGUUUCGAUUCGUACUCUUCGGUUCGACUUCGAUGGCCGCUCGGGCUUGAUUGAAGGUCCUGUUGAUCUUGGCACGGCCGAAUACACAUACACAUCUGAUACGCUCAUCAUUGCUGUUGACACCCCGACAAACUCGACUGCGUUUGCAUAUGAGUUUUCUGGCGGCCAGUAA
Messenger RNA from Colletotrichum chrysophilum, 1383 nucleotides. RefSeq lists its product as uncharacterized. NCBI's taxonomy places the organism in Eukaryota, Fungi, Ascomycota, Sordariomycetes, Glomerellales, Glomerellaceae. The record is from RefSeq and is a predicted model, not a curated record. The transcript has 3 exons. Bases 1 to 1383 code for a protein of 460 amino acids.